Messenger RNA from Patella vulgata (common limpet), 4323 nucleotides. Its product is annotated as titin homolog. Lineage: Eukaryota; Metazoa; Mollusca; Gastropoda; Patellidae. The transcript has 21 exons. Gene Ontology annotation, molecular function: protein binding. Gene Ontology annotation, cellular component: nucleus. Gene Ontology annotation, biological process: DNA-templated transcription. Bases 109 to 4323 code for a protein of 1404 amino acids. The record is from RefSeq and is a predicted model, not a curated record.
AAAAUGGCGGUGACGAGCAUUCCGUCGUGAGGACGAAGUCGAUGAAAAAGGAUUUUCUAUGUACUUACCGACGCCGAUCAAUAUUUUGAAGAAUAAUUGUAAAGUGCCAUGUCAGAAGAUUGUUUAGGGGGAGAUGCAGCUACACUGAAGGAUGUAGUUGAAGAUGAUGGAAAGACUGGUAUCUUAGCAACCAACUCUAGUUCUACAGGAACUGGUACCAAUGACCUUGAAUCUGCUGAUUAUCAAUUUGGAAAUUCUUCCACUGGUGUAAAUAAUGAAGCCUGGAAUUUAGACAGUUAUUUACAAGCACAAGGGGAGGAUAAAAAUCCGUUCAGUGGAUUAAGUGAAGAACAUUUAAACCAAUUAGAAGAUGUUUUAUCUAGUGAUGCUGUGAAUUCUUUAUUACAACAAGCGGAAUUUCAAAACCUAGAGUCAAACUUAAUCAGCUCAAUGGAAGGACCAGCAACUUCAUCCAGCUUUGGCUUUGAUGAGGCCACAGCUCAUCAGAUAAUUCAGGAGGGUGUAAGAGAACAUGAGUUAGCUGUAAUAGCUGCAGCUUUCAAUGAUCAUGCUUAUGCCAUGCCCUUAAAUAGAGAACCAAGAGCCUCAACAUCAGCUGUAGAAAUUGACCUCACUCCUGACCCCACACCUAACCUUGAGUCUGAUGAUAAGAACAAAAAAGAUGGAGACAGUGAAGAAUCCCAACAACCUAUCAGGAGAUCAAUUCGUAUCAGUGAUGCUGAACAACGAGAGAUGGCAGAGAAAAUUCUCCAAGAGAAUCGACAGAAAGCACGAGAAGCCAAUCAGGCUUUGGUGUCAAAAGAUGAAGGAGAAGAAGAAGUAGAUGGAAAAGAAGAAGUUAAAAAAGGAAAGCGUGGCCGAAAACCUAAAACUGAUACAGAUUCAAACAAUCCCCUUAAUACUAAAUGGAAUAAGAACAAUCGUAGAACCCGAUCCAGUAAAACUACAGAAGAAACUGACACUGGAGAUGAGGUUGAGGGGGCCACAGACAAGGUUGAUGGGGCCACAGACAAGGUUGAGGGGGCCACAGACAAGGUUGAGGGGGCCAAAGUGGAAGAAGAAACACCGACUCCUCCUACUCCUCGACCAGUUGGACUACGAGGGAAGAAAAUUACUUCUGGUACAGAAACACCCCCUCCUAUGAAACGCGUAAGUCGUGGAAAGUGGAAAAAUCCACUCUUUAGAGACAGACCGGAAACACCCGACAGUGGCAGUGGAACACCGGUAAAAACUCCACAGGUGAAAAAAGUUGAGGAAACCACAGAUUCUGAUGCAGAGAAGAUAACACCAAAACGCCGAGGACGAAAGAAGAAACAAGUAGAUGAAGUAGAAGAGAAAGUAGAGGAAGGCAAAGGGAAAGUAGAAAAUAAUACACCCAAGAAUGAAAUGGCUACAGAGACAGGAGAAGAGGUAACUAAGGAGAGUAAAGUGAAAGUUAAGAAAGCAGUGAAAGGAACGAAGAAAGAAGCAAUAAAAAAAGCAGUAUUAAAGAAGGGUGGUAAAAAGGUCAAAGCAAAAGUAAAACAGGAAGAAGAAGUAGAAUCAAUAACACACUCCAGUGAAGAAGAUGUUCCUCUUGGACAACUGAAACUAGAUAAAACAUCAAAACAAAAACUAAAAUCUAAACCCAAACCUAAAGCUAAGGCUACUCUUAAUAAGCAGUUAAAAACAGAAACAAGUACUGAAGAUGAUGAUGAUAUUCCAUUAACUAAGCUUGUCAAAAACUCUCCAGCAAAAUUGAAAAAGCUUAAAGCUGCUAUAACAGCUAAACGUGGUGCUAAGUUCCUUCCCAAAAAGCCUGGAUUGACUGGAAAAUCAAAACUACUUAUGAUACGACCACCCAAUCAGAUGAAAAAGAAAAUAUUACAGAAACAGAAAUUGGCCGCAAAGAAAAAAAAGGAAUCGGCCAGCAAAGACAAUGAAAAGACAACAGAAGUUGAAGACAAGCCAGCUCCUGAAACACCCAAACCCGAUGUUCCAAGCUCAGCAGAUAAAAUGGCUGCCAAACGGAAAGCACGGAAGUCAGAACCCGAAGUAUUUUUAGAUCCGACAAUGACAGAUUUAUUUAAACCAGAUGGAAUGAUUGUCCAUGAACAUGAAAAGGACGCACCAGUGUCACCAGACAUUAAAUUUGAUUCCAAAGGUCUAAGAAUACAGGAAGUAAAAACUGAAAAAGCAGAUAUCAAGGCAAUUGACCCCAAAAAGUUUUAUGAGAUCAAAAAAUAUUCUGAGGUUAAAGGUGAAAAAUCAGAGGUUAAGAAAUUGACUGGAGUUAAAGGUGAAAAGCCAGAGGUCAAAGGUGAAAAGGUGGACAUCAAGAAAACUAUGAUCAAUGAUGAAAAGUCUGAGGCUGAUAGAUCAGCUGUGGUUAAAGGUGAGAAAACAGAAAUCAAGGUUGUGGAUGAUUCUAAGGUAAAAGGUGAGAAGGCAGAGAUGAAGAAACUUAUUGAUGAUACAUCUGCUGUUAAGAAAGAGCGAAAAGACUCGGAGUCAAAAGACGAGAAAGGUAAAACCUUUGUGAAAGUAGAAAAACAGGGAUCAGAGGUCAAAGUUAACAAAAUUCACAAGCAAAUAUCCUCAAAUGACAAGAAUAAAAAUGAAAGGAGAUCUUUAGACGAGAAAUCUUCUAAUAAGUCUGAGAAAGAAAGAAGGGAAAGUAAGAACAGUAACGCUGAAGAAGAUUCAAAAUCUGGAACAACACAAACACAUGAUGCUAGUGACAGUGAAGGUGGUAUGAGCUAUGAAGAUGAUGAGAAUGAUUCUGAUUGGGAUCCCGGUAAUGAUCCAGAAACACGCUACUGUUUAUGUAAUAAACCUCAUAAUGACAGGUUUAUGAUACAGUGUGAUGCUUGUCAAAAAUGGUAUCAUGGUAGCUGUGUUGGUGUAUCAAAAUCCAUGGGUCAGGAAUUUGAAUCACAGAAUAUGGAUUUUAUUUGUCCUGUUUGUACAGAAGAAGGUAGAGAACCUGCUAAAAAAGCUCCAAAGGAAUUCCGAUCACCAGUACGACUGAAGAAGACAACGCAAUCUGGUGGGGAAACUAAUGUCUCAAGUACUAGCAAUGAAACACCCAAAAAACACUCCACAUCCAGUGAUCUCCGAAAAUCUACCGAGAAAAGAACAUAUCAAGUGUGUGUCGGUAAAUAUUGUAAGAAAGAGGCUAGAGUAGGAUCUGUUUACUGUAGUAAUGAGUGUAUUAUACAACAUGCUAAAUUAUCACUUAAAUUAUUACAACAAGAUCGAGAUAAAGUCACUUCUAAGAAAGCUGAAGAACCUGAUACUUCAUCAUCAAGUAAAGUAGGAACAGAUAAAGUUGUUGUAUUAGAGAGGAAGACAGGAUGCAUAUUAAACGGACCUACAGCACCUACUGAAUCCACCCUACAAGACUGGUUAGAGAAACAUCCGACGUUUGAGGUUUUACAACCAACUGUCAAUAAACCCCACUCGCAUCAUCAUCAUUCUUCGUCACAUUCACAUAGCUCUAGCUCCAGACGAAGUAGCAGUAGUAGUAAAGAUCGGCAUAGCGAUAAACAUGAUCGUGACCGGAAAGAUAAACAUCGAAAAGACAGGGACAAGGACCAUAGUAAGCAUAAACAUGUCGAGAAAGAUGGUGAAAGAAAAUCAACAGAGAAAAAAGACGAAGGUCCUGAUCCAAUUAGAAUAAAUGUUAGAAAAAGUUUGAGGGAUGCAUUAGCCAAUAGAGCUGAUCAAGCUGAUGAUGUGAUGUUAUCAAACAGUGAAAUCAAACAUAUAUCACUCUCUAUAGAGGAAGAAAUGUACAAAUAUUUUAAAGAUGUUGGACAUAAAUACAGAGCUAAAUAUCGUAGCCUUGUAUUUAAUAUCAAAGAUACUAAAAAUAAUGGUUUAUUCCGUAAAAUUCUAAGUGGUAAAAUUCGGGCUUCUAAACUUGUGCAGAUGUCAUCUACAGAAUUGGCAUCCAAGGAAUUGGCAGAGUGGAGGAAAAUGGAAACAAAACAUACAUUAAAGAUGAUUGAAGAACAAGAAAAGAAAGCCAUGAAAGAACAUGUUCAUAUACGUAAGAAAACUCACAAAGGUGAAGUAGAACUUGAUGAAGAUCUCAGUACUUUAAGGGAUGAAGUAGAGAAACCCACUCCAGUAAAAUCAAAGAUGGAACCUAAAGCAGAUCUAUUAUCUGAACUUAUAGUAGAUACUACAGAUAAACAUCGUACACAUCUCUUCGAUUUAAACUGUAAAAUAUGUACGGGUAAAGUGGCUCCACCUCCACAAGAUGAUGUGUCUAAAAAGGCAACUGUGGCUCAUUCUAUUGGCAGGAUAUUUGUGUAA